AGGAAGGGGAGGUAUCCCCGCAAGGAAGGUCGGUGUACCACGCAAACGCAGGGUCCGCGGAAACUAGAAAAAUGACGUUGGAUUGAUACAAUAAAGAAAGCUACUCCAUCAAUCUCAACAAACAACGUCAACUUUUGGUGAUAGUAAAACUAUGAAAUUGCGAAGGCCAGGAGCCUCAAUGCUAAUUGUGACAUUCAUCAUACGCCAGGGCACACACGACCCUUUUUAUAAGCCCAUUCCAAGUUGCUUGAGCCACGCCCAUCCGCAGCGCGCGACGUCAAGCUCUCGUACCCCGUGGUCCCGACCGUCCACGUGCCUAGUCCUGCAUCCGGUUAGUACGGACUCCGUUUGUGGGCCCCCGGGGUUUAGUGGCCGUCGCGCUAGGGUACUCAUUGGUCCACCUCACGCGUGCCUGUGACGUUGAACCUAAAUCAGUUGCUUGCUUUUCGCUUCGCUUUCCUCUAGCCUUUUCUCCACACUGACAGCGCUCCUUCGUCACUGUGUCGUGGGUGCUCGUU
Alternaria alternata is the source of this 518-nucleotide messenger RNA. RefSeq lists its product as hypothetical. The transcript has a single exon. Lineage: Eukaryota; Fungi; Ascomycota; Dothideomycetes; Pleosporales; Pleosporaceae. The coding region runs from base 152 to 418 and encodes 88 amino acids. The record is from RefSeq and is a predicted model, not a curated record.